AUGUUCGCAAAUGACUACAUCAAAAAUCUGAAUUUGGGGAAUAUCAAAGAAAUUGAUGAGUAUUGUUUUGGGAGUGCACUUGAGGAAGUCACAAUUCCAACAACACUCACAAAAAUAGGUCACAAUUUAUUCACAAAAUGUAAUAAUUUAAGAAAAGUUGAUUUGUGUGGUAAAGGGAGUUUUAGUGGGGAAGUGACUUUUGAGGAGAAGAAGAAACUUGAGAAAUGCGGUGUUCAUUGUGACAAAGUUGUUUUUACAUAUAAAGAUUACUCACAGAUGAAAUUUGUGACCACUUGUGAUGUACUUUCGUUAUCGGGAGGAAACAACUUAAUACAAUCACUUCCUUCAAUUGUGAUCCCAGACACUAUACAAGUCAUUUUCAACAACUGUUUUGCGAAUUGUAUGUAUCUUGAAGAAAUUGUGUUGCCUUCUAAACUCACUGAAAUUUGCAAUUUUGCGUUUUUUAAAUGUUAUUCACUCAACAAAAUUGUGUUACCAACACAUUUGCAAAAUAUUGGGAAGUCUGCAUUCAUGUUUUGUGCUUCUUUAAAAGACAUAGACAUUCCAUCAAGUGUCACUUUCAUUGGAAAAUCCGCGUUUGAGGGGUGCAUCAAACUACAAAAAGUUGUAUCUCCAAUUAUUGUUUUCAAUUCACCAAAAGUGUUCAAAAGGUGUUGUUCACUCACUAAAAUUGAUGUCUUACAUUCGAGAGAAAUGAACAUAACAAUGAAGAAAACUUUUAAAUAUUGCUAUCAAUUGUCUUCAAUAGACAUUCCAAAGAGUGUCAUCAAAAUAGGAGAUUACACAUUUAAAAACAUGUAUUGGUUAGAUGAAAUAUCAGUACCACAAAAUGUUGUCUUGAUUGGUAAUAAAGCGUUUUUACAUUGCAAUUUACUCACUCAAAUAGUCUUUGGACAUUCACUGCAAGAAAUUGGCGCGUUUUGUUUUAAAAAUUGCAGCAAAUUGGAACAACUUGAUUUUCCAAAGUCGCUCACUUUUAUUAAGAAAAACGCCUUCAUACAUUGCGACAAAUUAAGUUGUCUGCAUUUUGAAGGAAAGUUUCCAAAAUGCCAAAUUGACACUUUUAACAGUUGUAAUAACUUGAAGAAUAUAACGGUUGAAGGUAAUAAGAUCAAUGAAAUAGAACAACCAGUCACUUUCACAAUUGCAGACAAUUUUGAAAAACACCAAAUUCACUGCAAGAAUGUAAUUUUUACAAAAAGUGAUAUUCAAAAGAAUUUAAAAAUUGUCAAUUUUAACGGAACAACAAUCGGAAAAAUUCCACUUAAUGUAACCAAAGUUGGUGAUGGUUGUUUUAGAAAUUUUAAAAACACAAAUUGCAUUGAAAUACACAAAAAUAUAAAAAGUAUUGGAAGACUGUGUUUUUGUCAAUCGUUGACUCGAGAAAAUGUGAUGUUUGAAGACGCAGACAAUGUCAUUAUUUCUGAAAACGCAUUUGAUAAUUAA
Molecule: messenger RNA, 1467 nt
Organism: Entamoeba invadens IP1
Lineage: Eukaryota; Evosea; Mastigamoebida; Endamoebidae
Exons: 1
Coding region: 1-1467 (488 amino acids)
Source: RefSeq, a predicted model, not a curated record